CGAGAAAAGAGAGCGCGGGGUGAGAGAGCGAGAGAUCGAGAACGAGAAAGAGUAAGAGAGUGAGGGAGAGCGAGAGGGAGUUUUACCGGGACCGCUUGGGGGAGCUCAGCUGGUGCUUGAGAUGCUCUUCCUGGGUCGCGUACCCUAGCUUGUCGCUGUUGCUGCACCCACCCACACUCGGUGAUGCUCUACGCGCAUUCGUUUCGUUUCAUAGCAGGCGUGGUUUUGCGGUUCUGGUUUGGGCAAGCGUGAACCGUGGCGUCACAGGCUCCGUUGGGAUUCGAACUUGUUGGUCGUGUGGGUUGAUGCACCUGCUGCUGCUUGCGAACCUGGUGCGAUUUCGGGUGCUGGCUGGAAAUUGAAUCCAAUUUUGGGGUGUGCAUGGAGGAAUUUUCUGGAAGCGUUGAGGCAGCGGGAGCUUAAUUUGCAGGAUGCGUAUUUUGUGUGAGGGGGUUGUGAGCCAUUGGCGCAGUCGUGAGAGCGUAUGUUGCUUUUGGCCAGUGCGGGGAACUAGGUUUAGAGCUUAUGAAGCGCUCUUAUCUAGGGUAUAUUUCGUGUUGGAAAGCUUGCUUCUGUAUUCAAAAGCUUGAGGUUAGAGUUCUUAUACAAUCUGGGACGGGGACCGUCGGGUGGCUGUUAGCAGGUAUUAAUAUGUGUCAGAUUGGGACCUCAUGCUGUCGCACGUCUCUGUGGUUAUUUCAAGGCAUCAGCAAAGGAAUUACUUGUCUACAGAAGUAGCCCGUUCAGAUUGACCUAUUAGGACUCGUGUCUGGAAAGUAGCAGGUGGACCUUACCGACAUCUUGAUAUUCAGUCUGCAAUCGUCUGCUUACAACGGUAAUACUUAGUGCUGGUUUCGGAGUUGUAUCUGGGUUGCAGGGAAUUUCCCCAGGUCACAGAGAAACACGCUCCAUCUUAUUCUUCUCACUGCGCAUCAAGGAUGACUGGAAUGUCUUCCAACGGCGAGAGCCUUUUUCGAUUGCUCUCAGCAGCUCCUAGAACUCGGGAGUUGACUGGGGCAGUUGAUCUCAUUUCGCACUAUCAACUGCGAGAACAUUACGAAUCCUUUUGCAAGAAGCCUUUGUCAACAAAGGUAUCCGACUCUAACUAUUUAAGCAACGUAGUUGGAGACACUGAACUUCGAAGAGGAGAGGGCAUGGAGCUUAGUCAGCUUAUAAGUGGUCCAGCGAUGACCUCGAUGCCUUCAGAUCGUGUGCCCUUUCAGCCUUUUGAUCUUGAAGUGCUGCGAAAGGCAUUCACAUUAAAAGAAGCUGGUCCAAUCUUUUUACCAGAGUCCGAAAGGGGUGUUCCUGUCGCUAAGGGUGAUGAGGAAAAGAAGAAGAAACAUAAGAAGGACAGAGAUAGGCACCACAAAAAGGAUAGAGAUAAAGAUAAGGACAAGGACAAGGACAAAAAGAAGGAUAGAGACAAAGACAAGAAGAGGGAAAAGGACAAAGACAAAGAUCGGAGCAAAUCAGAGAACGGCGAGAAAAAGCAUAAAAAGAAGAAGAGGAAACAUGAGGUGGAAGAAGGCGAGGAUGGGCAUAAACAUAAAUCUAAAAAGCACAAACAUUCUUUGAAGGUCGAAGGCCAUACAAUGAAAAAUGGAAAAUGAAAGGCGCAUGAGCUUGUUUCUCAUGAAGGAUAUCAUUUCGUGGGGCUUCUAUAGUCUUUCACAAAACUUAUUGUCAAAAUGUGGUUGGUGGAACAUUUCCUGAUUCGAAAGAUCCCUUUGUGAUCUUGGUUGUAGCAUAGAGUCGAUGUAAAUGUGAUUACCAAAAAGCUUAUGAUGUGGCAGCAAGUUGUCCCAGAGUACUCAAACGGCAUGUAUUAUACUCUUCUUUGUGAUCAAAGAGCUUGUCAUUUUAGGAAGUCCUUUGUCAGGUGUGCACAUUUGCACUCUGGAUUCUUUGAUUUGCAAAACGCAAGUCAUGUUAAAGAUAUUUGGCAGCUUCUCAAACCAAAUUUUGAAGCGUCUUGUUGAUGUGUCCACGUAAUUCAUGAGCUUUUUUUCGCA
Molecule: messenger RNA, 2015 nt
Organism: Physcomitrium patens
Lineage: Eukaryota; Viridiplantae; Streptophyta; Bryopsida; Funariales; Funariaceae
Source: RefSeq, a predicted model, not a curated record